Impatiens glandulifera is the source of this 2300-nucleotide messenger RNA. RefSeq names its product phosphoinositide phosphatase SAC6-like. NCBI's taxonomy places the organism in Eukaryota, Viridiplantae, Streptophyta, Magnoliopsida, Ericales, Balsaminaceae. Bases 324 to 2114 code for a protein of 596 amino acids. Gene Ontology annotation, biological process: phosphatidylinositol dephosphorylation. Gene Ontology annotation, molecular function: phosphatidylinositol-4-phosphate phosphatase activity. The transcript has 21 exons. The record is from RefSeq and is a predicted model, not a curated record. Gene Ontology annotation, cellular component: endoplasmic reticulum.
UAGCUCAUACAAUUCCGAAUCAUAGGGACUGAUUGACUGAUUCCUUGCCAGUGCUCGCAUCCGAUCCGUCUAUGAAGACGCCUGCAAUAAAGAUUAAAGACAAUAGUACCACACUUUUCUCUCCCUUUUCGUUUUGCGAUUCUGCCGCUUCUUCUUGAGUUUCCACUCUGUAUUCCUUUGCUAUCAGACACAAUUCAGAAAUAGCAAAUCUUCAGCCUUUUCCCGAUAAAUUAAAAAACAAAUCUCCGAAUUUCGCUUCAUUUGCAUCGGAUCUUAUAGCUCAAUCAUCUCUCUCUGGUUACUCCAGGUAUUGGAACCCAAUAAUGAUGGAAAAGGCGGAUCCUGCUCAAAAGUUGUACACUCGGAUGCGACUUUGGGAUUUUCCAGACCAAUAUAUUAUUGAGCCAACUGAUGGUUCUUCUGGUUCCAGUUUGCUAAUUAGUCGUGUGGAUGGGUCCAUGAAACUCAUUGAUGAAAUUCCGCAAUGCAGCUCAGUUCGAGUUCCAAAAAUUCAGACAAUAUUUGGUGUGAUUGGGAUGCUAAAGCUGUUAGCAGGAUCAUACUUGUUAGUCAUAAAGGAACGUGAAUGCGUUGGAUCAUACCUGGGACAUCCAAUGUUCAAAGUUACAUCCUUGAAAGUGUUACCCUGUGACCAUUCUCUUAGGAACUCGCCAGCAGAACAGAAAAAGAUGGAGACUGAAUUCUCUAAGUUGCUAAGUGUUGCUGAAAGGUCUCACGGUUUGUACUUCUCAUACGAUGUCAACAUAACCCUCAGUUUGCAGCGCUUACAUAAUCUAGGUGAUGAAUCAAAGUUGCUUCCUCUCUGGAGACAGGCGGAACCCAGAUUUCUAUGGAACAACUACAUGUUGGAGGUUCUCAUAGAUCAAAAGCUUGAGCCCUAUUUGCUUCCUAUCAUUCAAGGCAGUUUUCAGAACUUCCAAGCAGCUAUUGGUAAAGAUAUCAUUGAUGUUACUCUCAUUGCAAGGAGAUGUACGAGGAGAACUGGCACUAGGUUAUGGAGAAGAGGUGCCGAUCCUGAUGGGUAUGUAGCAAAUUUUGUGGAGUCUGAGCAAAUCAUGCAGUUGAAUGGGUCUAUAGCAUCAUUUGUGCAGAUUCGAGGUUCAAUACCAUUGCCAUGGGAACAAAUCGUUGAUUUGACUUACAAACCUAAAUUCGAGAUGGUUAGAGCUGAAGAAGCCCCUCGUGUUAUUGAAAGGCAUUUUUUGGACUUAAGAAAGAAGUAUGGAAAUGUAGUGACUGUUGAUCUUGUGAAUGAGCAUGGUGCUGAGGGCCGUUUGAGUGAAAAAUUUGCCAGUGGUAUGCAACAUGUUGGAAGUGAUGAUGUGAGAUACUUGCACUUCGAUUUUCAUCAUAUUUGUGGACAUGUGCAUUUCGAGCGUCUCUCUAUCUUGUAUGAUCAAAUUGAAGACUUCCUGGUCAAGAACCGGUACCAUUUGUUGAAUGACAAAGGUGAGAAAGCAGAGGAACAAUUGGGAGUUGUAAGGACCAAUUGUAUCGAUUGUUUAGAUCGCACGAAUGUUACACAGAGCAUGAUUGGUAGAAAAAUGUUGGAAUUUCAACUUAGAAGAAUAGGGAUUUUCGAUGCUGAAGAAACCAUCUCUACACAUUCAAAUUUUGAUGAUAAUUUCAAGAUAUUAUGGGCCAACCACGGGGAUGAUAUAAGCAUCCAGUAUUCUGGUACUCCUGCUUUAAAAGGAGAUUUUGUGAGAUUUGGCAAACGAACUGUUCAAGGAAUAUUUAACGACGGCUGGAAUGCCCUUGCUCGUUAUUACUUCAACAACUUCAGUGAUGGUACAAAACAGGAUUCGAUCGAUCUACUGCAAGGACACUACAUCGUGUCUGUUUCUCGAGACAUGAACCCUUUACCUCAAAAGGGAGGUGUUGAGGCUUUUGCUUCAUUCCCAGUAGCGUUCUCACUAAUCUUGGUCGGAUUCUUCCUUUCAAUCAUGUCAUUGGGGCAAGUGAGGCAUGACAUUCGACACUUGUUCUUUUCAACCUUGUGGGCGGGUAUGAGUGUGGCAGUUGCAGCAUAUGUCAAGGCUAAUGGCCGAAUUUUCUGUAAUCGCCCUCGUCUGCACAAACCAUCUCGUUAAUUGGUCGAUUUACUUUUUAAAAGUCUCUCAUUGUCCUUGUUGGCUCCCUUCUUUUGCUGAUGAUUAUUUCGAGAAUGUUUUUUUUCUUCUGUUAAAUGGUCGUGUGUGAAGUCUCGAAUCCACGACAUUCAUUAUGGUUAUGAACCUACGAGUUUUAUGAUAUUAUAUAAUCAUUCUUUUUGUAAA